GUGUAAAAGAAAGACAGACAGAGACAACCGACAGACAGUGUGAGAGACAGACAGACAGAGACAACCGACAGACAGUGUGAGAGACAGACAGACAGUGUGAGAGACAGACAGACAGACAGUGUGAGAGACAGACAGACAGUGUCCCGGUCUCUCUCUCUCUCUCCUCAGCGGUGGGACUAACUCCUCGGUGUCCUCGGAUCAGAUCCGGAGCCUCGGACUCACACACACGGUGUUUAACAACCUCAGCAGAGACGCUCCCUCCCCUUCCUUCCAUCCUUACAUCCUUCCAUCCUUCCUUCCUUCCUUCCUAAACUGUGACUCCAACUCCAAGAGAUGUCCUCCCCGGCCACGCCCAUCCAGGGGUCAAGGCCGGUGACCCCUCCGCUGACCUCCGCAGGAUCUCCGCGCUCUCCAGUGUCUCCAAAGUCCCUGCACCCUCCAGGCUGCAGACACAGAGACCGCUCACCUUCCCCCAUGAGAGGCUACCUCAUCCCCAGCCCUCUGCCCACCCGCAGAAACAGGACCUGCUCAGCGACGGCUCGGGCAUCGGAGGGUCCAGUGUUUUCUGGAGUGUGUAAAUGUUUUUCCCGCUCAAAAGGCCACGGCUUCAUCACACCAUCGGACGGAGGCAACGACAUCUUUGUCCACAUCUCAGACAUCGAGGGCGAGUAUGUGCCGGUGGAAGGCGACGAGGUGAGCUACAAGGUCUGCUCCAUUCCCCCCAAGUACGAGAAGGUCCAGGCGGUGGAGGUGACCAUCACCCAUCUCAACCCGGGAAGCAAACACGAGACCUGGUCCGGACACAUCGUCAGCAGCUGAGCGCUGAGGGGGGGGGGGGGGGGGGAGACGGGGUCAACGAGGCCGGUGGGUGGGGAGGGAGACGUAGAACAACCUGAGAGGGAGAGGGUGCAGAUUGGGUGAGGAGAAGUGAAGCUGAGGGCGUUGGGGUCAGAGGGAUGUUAUAAGUGCGUCUUGUGUGAUGCUCAGAGACGACCGGGACAGACAGAGGACAUGACCAGUGUCCUGAGGUGACGGAUGGAGAUUUAAUUUGGGUUUGAGUUGACAUGUGUGAGGCUUUCUCUGUCCCUCCUGGGACCUGGGGACUCACACAGUGAGUGUAUGAACAGAUAAAUGAUCACAGAAAGAUUUCUGACGUUAUCGUAGGUUUCUUCUUUAGAGUUUUUAGCUCCUCCUCCUUCGUGUGUUGAGAUUUGAUGGCCGCUGUUUGAGGUUUUACUUAUUUUGACAAUUCGCUGCAAUGAAAAACACUUUCAGUUCGGCUUUAAAUAACCUGCAGUGGUCACAGCCACACUGAUGUGGCUCAGGUGUUGAAGAGGAGGUGGUUUUCCAGGUUUAACACAGCGGCGAGCGAGAGAGCGAGGAGGCGAAUAAAAGAUCUGCUUCCUGUGGCGAGGCCAAUCGCAGCAUGGAGUUCAACGUUGGUGAACUUUGACCCGUGUUACUCGCUUCAUGUGGCCGUGCCCUCGCUGCGUGUGCUUCUGUGUCUAUAAACCAACUUCUCUGUCUCUGACCUUCAUGUGGGGGGGGGGUUAAAGUGAUUAAAGCAUUUUCAACUGGUU
Paralichthys olivaceus (Japanese flounder) is the source of this 1580-nucleotide messenger RNA. It is a transcript of the gene carhsp1, whose product is annotated as calcium regulated heat stable protein 1. Gene Ontology annotation, biological process: regulation of mRNA stability. Gene Ontology annotation, molecular function: mRNA 3'-UTR binding. The record is from RefSeq and is a predicted model, not a curated record. NCBI's taxonomy places the organism in Eukaryota, Metazoa, Chordata, Actinopteri, Pleuronectiformes, Paralichthyidae. Gene Ontology annotation, cellular component: cytoplasm.